CUAUGCCUCUGGAGUAGCAGACCGGGGUGGUGGUUUAGUUUUUUUAAACAGGUAGACCGUAAAGUGGACUCCAAUUAUCAGGGUUUACAACUGUGUCCCUCUGGGAGUCCUGUGGGGGGUACUAAGGACAAGAGGUAACUAGAUUUUUUGCUACGAGCCAUGUGGUCCUUGUACCAUCCUUAUAUUUGUGCCUGAUUUAAAGAAACAUGUUUAAAAAUCUCUUUCUUUGUUUCUUUCUUUUUUCAUUGUGUUUUUUUUCUUCUCUCUGAAGCAGCAGCAGGUCAUUUUUUACAGUGUGCAGUGCAGCUAUGACUCAGUGUGAGUUUAAAUGUGAGAGUCUGAUGAAAGUGUGUCAGUGUGUUCAUGAUGAAGAUCGUUCUGCUCCUCGCUCUCCUCACAGUAAGUGAAAGUGACAGCAGCAGAGUUGUCGGUCAAACAGGUGAAGACGUCACUCUGUCCUGUAAAUACAACAUCAAACAUUACGGGGCGCUGUCCGUCUGUUGGGGUCGAGGUGUAAUACCAAUCUUAGGAUGCAGCGACCAGCUCCUCUCCACCGACGGACACAAUGUGAAGGAAGUUUCCAGCAGGUAUCAGUUACUGGGAGGACUGGAGGAUGGAGACGUUUCUCUGACGAUCCUGAACGUCUCAGAGACAGAUGCUGGACUCUACGGGUGCAGAGUGCACAUACCCGGAUGGCUCAACGACGAGAAACAUCCCUUUGAUUUGGUCGUUGUGAAAGCUCCACAGACGACCACAUCAACAACGUUAACCAGAGAGACGACCACAGAUCAGACGGCUUCUACAACAGGUCAGCUGACCUCGACCGAGCGCCUCCUGACUUCCUCCUCCAGCAGCAUCACGGCCGAGGUGAGAGAGGAAGUUUAACUUCAGAGAAACGCAGAUGGUUGAAAAGUGGAAGACUUACUUUCAACAUCGUGUGAAACCAUAAGUCAACUUUGAUUUAUUCGUCAUGUAACUUCUGUACUUCAGUAACAGAACUUCUGUAGUGAUUUUAACCCA
This is a messenger RNA of Anarrhichthys ocellatus (wolf-eel), 1020 nucleotides long. Its product is annotated as T-cell immunoglobulin and mucin domain-containing protein 4-like. Gene Ontology annotation, biological process: cytoskeletal rearrangement involved in phagocytosis, engulfment; apoptotic cell clearance. Lineage: Eukaryota; Metazoa; Chordata; Actinopteri; Perciformes; Anarhichadidae. The transcript has 4 exons. The coding region runs from base 364 to 885 and encodes 173 amino acids. Gene Ontology annotation, molecular function: phosphatidylserine binding. The record is from RefSeq and is a predicted model, not a curated record.